This is a messenger RNA of Acomys russatus (golden spiny mouse), 4318 nucleotides long. It is a transcript of the gene Plekhg3, whose product is annotated as pleckstrin homology and RhoGEF domain containing G3. The transcript has 19 exons. Lineage: Eukaryota; Metazoa; Chordata; Mammalia; Rodentia; Muridae. Bases 109 to 4203 code for a protein of 1364 amino acids. Gene Ontology annotation, molecular function: guanyl-nucleotide exchange factor activity. The record is from RefSeq and is a predicted model, not a curated record.
UGCUUGCCCAGCCGGAGCCUGUUAACUGCUAGGCUGCCGAACUCCUGGAGAGAAUGCAGCUCCCCAGCCCCUGGCUGCCUUCCAAGCAGUGCUCCUCUCUGUGUGGGGAUGGGAGCCCUUUUGAGGAAAGCGAAUCUCCCCGAGGCAACAGUCCCAGGCAGCGAUGCCAGGAUGCCUGUCUCUACUGCCCUCCACCAAGAUGGCAGCCAGGAGCGGCCGCCAAGCCUAAUGUCCACCACCUCAUCAUCCGGCUCCUCCCGUGACAGCCACAGUGCCAUGGAGGAGCCCGCUGGCUCCGAGGCUUCAGCCCAGAAUGGCACAGCCUCCCCUUGGAGCCGACACAUUCCCAACAGCAACAACAACUCCAGCAGCUGGCUGAACAUGAAGGGACCCCUCUCUCCAUUCAAUGGCCGUGCUGGAACAAGUCCAGCCCAUCACAAGCUCAGCUACCUGGGCAGGGUGGUUCGAGAGAUCGUGGAAACAGAGCGCAUGUAUGUGCAGGACCUGCGCAGCAUUGUGGAGGACUACCUCUUGAAGAUCAUUGACACUCCCGGGCUCCUGAAGCCAGAGCAAGUCAGCGCCCUCUUUGGGAAUAUCGAGAGCAUAUAUGCACUGAACAGCCAACUCCUCAGAGACCUGGACAGCUGCAAUAGUGACCCUGUGGCUGUGGCCAGCUGCUUCGUGGAAAGGAGCCAAGAGUUUGAUAUAUACACUCAGUAUUGCAACAACUACCCCAACUCAGUGGCAGCCCUGACAGAGUGCAUGCAGGACAAGCAACAAGCCAAGUUCUUCCGAGACCGGCAGGAGCUGCUGCAGCACUCCCUGCCUCUGGGCUCCUACCUGCUUAAGCCGGUCCAGCGAAUCCUCAAGUACCACCUGCUGCUCCAGGAAAUCGCCAAGCACUUUGACGAAGAAGAGGAUGGCUUCGAGGUGGUCGAGGAUGCCAUUGACACCAUGACGUGUGUGGCCUGGUACAUCAACGACAUGAAGAGGAGGCACGAGCACGCAGUUCGGCUACAGGAGAUCCAGUCACUGCUCAUUAACUGGAAGGGACCAGACCUGACCACCUAUGGGGAACUGGUCCUGGAAGCCACCUUCCGCGUACACCGUGUGCGCAAUGAGAGGACUUUCUUCCUCUUUGACAAGAUACUGCUGAUCACCAAGAAGCGGGGCGAUCACUUUGUCUACAAGGGUCACAUUCCGUGCUCCUCACUGAUGCUGAUCGAAAGCACCAGAGACUCUCUGUGCUUCACCGUCACCCACUAUAAGCACAGCAAACAGCAAUACAGCAUCCAGGCCAAGACAGUGGAGGAGAAGCGGAGCUGGACUCACCACAUCAAGAGACUUAUCCUGGAGAACCACCAUGCCACCAUACCCCAGAAGGCCAAGGAAGCCAUCUUGGAAAUGGACUCCUAUUAUCCCAGUAGGUAUCGCUGUAGCCCAGAGCGUCUGAAGAAGGCUUGGUCCUCCCAGGAUGAGGUGUCUACCCAUGUGCGGCAAGGACGCAGGCAGUCUGAGCCUGGUUAUACCCUGUUCAACAGGGCAACGCUUCCCAGCAGGCAGCAAGGAUUCGAGAUGCCAGGCCUUAAGGGCCGUAGAAAGUCGGAACCGACCAAACACCUACUCAGGCAACUGAAUGACAAAGCCAAAGCAGCAGGGAUGAAGCAUGCAGGCAGUGCUGGAGCCCUCUUGGACUUUGGGCAGCCACCCCAUGCACGGGACCAGCAGCCAGAGGCUGAGGGGGAUGCCAGGGAGGAGCUUGAGGAAGAGGAGGAGAUAGUGGAGGAGGAAGAGCAGCAGCGGCAAACCUUCCCAGUCUCCCUGGAAGACCUGGCAGGGCAUGAAGGCAGCGACAAGGUGCCUGGGCCAGAGCUCCCGGGCUCGGAGGAGGAAGAGGAGGAAGAAGAGAAUCUAGCAAUGGCGGAGCAGGGGAAGAGACACCAGGAGGCCGAAGGCUCCAAGAGCAGCAGAAGGCCCAGCAACCGGUCUCCAACCAGUGCGGAGAAACGCAUGAGCUUCGAGUCUUUUUCUUCCCUGCCAGAGGUUGAGACAGGUGCUGAGCCUGGGGCCGAGCAAGAGGCCUUUAUUGCCUUGGAAGGUCCCAGCACUGAGGAGAUGCCUUCAGACCCAGAAUUCCCAGAAGUCCUGGAAACACAGCUUCACACCUCGAAGGGGAUGCUGGGUGUGGACAACCCAGCUGAUGUAGACUUUGUGGAGCCGGAGGGCUCUGAAGACCUUAAAGCCCUGAGUAGUGAGGAGGAAGAAGAGGAGGGAAUGGGAGCUGCCCAGGAACCUGAGAGCCUCCUGCCACCCUCUGUGCUAGACCAAGCCAGUGUUAUCGCUGAGCGGUUUGCCAGUAGCUUCUCUCGGCGGAGCAGCCUGGCAAUGGAGGAUAGCAAGUCCAGUGGCAUUGGGACUCCACGGCUUGUCAGCCGGAGCAGCAGUGUGCUCAGCCUGGAAGGCAGUGAGAAGGGCCUAGCCCGAUGGGGCAGCACCGGGGACUCCCUCAGCAACCCACCCACCCCAGAAGUGGCCACUGUUACAGAUACGGUCACAGACAGUGGCCCUUCUGUCAAUGGGACAGAAUCUCCAAAUGCAGGCUCAGGCUGCCCUAUGGAACCGGACAGAACUUCCUGCAAGAAAAAGGAAUCGGCAUUGUCCACCCGAGACCGGCAGUUGCUGGACAAAAUCAAGAGCUACUAUGAAAACGCGGAGCACCACGAUGCAGGCUUCAGCAUCCGUCGCCGGGAGAGCCUCUCAUACAUCCCCAAAGGACUGGUACGCAGCUCCGUGUCCAGGUUCAACAACCUUCCCAAGCCAGAAGCAGAGCCAGCACCUCCAGUUGGGUCCAAGAGGCUGGGGAGCUCUCGGCCAGUCUCAUGGACCUUGUUUGACCUCCCAGGACCCAGCCGGACAGUCACAGGAGACCUAGCUCCUGUCACAGAUACUGAGUUCCGCCCAUCUUCAGAAAUUGUAAAGAUAUGGGAGAGAAUGGAAUCUUUGGAGAGAAGUCCACGGACGGGGUCUGGCCAGAGCCAGGCCAAUGGCUUUGAACUCCAAGAGCCGCUGUUCAUCUUGGAGGAGCAUGAGCUGGGGGCCAUCACUGAGGAGUCUGCUGUCGGCACUCCAGAAAGUGCCUCGCCGACUGAGCAGCCCAGUCCAGCCCACCUGGCCCGGGAGCUGAAAGAACUGGUGAAAGAGCUGAGCAGCGGUGUCCAGGGGGAGCUGGUUACCCCGCUGCACCCCCGUAUUGUGCAGCUCUCCCAUGUGAUGGACAGCCACGUGAGUGAGCGGGUCAAGAGCAAGGUCUACCAGCUGGCCCGCCAGUACAGCCUCCGCAUUAAGAACAUCAAGGCCAGGCCACCUCUGCCCUUCGAAAAAGCAGCUUCCGACAGGGAUGAACAGAUCUCUACCAUCUCUGGCCUGCCUGAGGAAACUGGAGAGCUGUCAGGGGGCAAAGGCAGGAGGAAGCCUGUGCUAUCCCUCCUCAGCUAUGAGCAGCUGAUGGCACAGGAACACGGUGCCUCCAAGUCUUCCUCUGCUGUGGAGACCUCUCCACGCCGUUUCUCCUUCAGCCCUUCUGCUGUCAGCCCACGGACCACCCCACCAGGGUCUCGGCCCUCCGCUCGGAGCCCCCUCAGCCCCUUCGACACCGAGACCUUCAACUGGCCUGAUGUCCGAGAGCUCUGCUCCAAGUAUACCUCCCAGGACAAGGCCGCCCAGGCGGAGAGCAGCUGGCCCCGUGGCUUGCUGAUCAACCGGAGCCGCUCCUUGCCUGAGAACGUUAUAGAGCCUCCUGUGUCGGGCAAGGUGGGCCGCUGCUGCAGCUUCAACACCACCAAGAGGCACCAGGGAGCCGGGGAGGCCUCCCAGCCUCCACUUCCUUAUUCUCCUCCCCAAAGCAAGCUGAAUGGAGGCGAAGCCCUGUAUGUCACCGCAGACCUUACCCUGGAGAACAACCAGCGAGUGAUUGUCAUGGAGAAGGGGCCCUACCCUAGCUCCACUGUGGGGCUGGAGGAGGGCAGUGGGAAGGAACCAAGUUCACCAGUGCCUUUGAAGGGCCAGGGCCAGGGCCAAGGCUUCCAAGAGGCUGAAGAGCACCAACCCAAGGAAGAAGGUUCCUGGGACCCAGCGGAUACAAACAAGCAGGGGAGAGUGAGAAACCUGAGGGAGAAAUUCCAGUCCUUGAACUCUGUGGGCUGACUGACUCCCGGAAGGGAGAACAGCCAUGCUUGAGGAGGAAAGGGCCUGCCUGGCAUGCUUUCCUUCCGGCCUGGCUCACUAAGGCUGGUCAUCCAUUCUUCUGGAAGAACGGUUU